This is a messenger RNA of Mauremys reevesii (Reeves's turtle), 7893 nucleotides long. It is a transcript of the gene PRKCB, whose product is annotated as protein kinase C beta. Gene Ontology annotation, molecular function: ATP binding; zinc ion binding; diacylglycerol-dependent serine/threonine kinase activity. Gene Ontology annotation, biological process: protein phosphorylation. The transcript is spliced from 17 exons. The record is from RefSeq and is a predicted model, not a curated record. The coding region runs from base 125 to 2137 and encodes 670 amino acids. NCBI's taxonomy places the organism in Eukaryota, Metazoa, Chordata, Testudines, Geoemydidae.
UCCCAGCUGCAGCCAGAGGUGCCGGGCGGCUGCAUCCGGCUCGCGCGCAGCAUCCGCACCAGCUGCCGCUCGGGCUCCGCGGGCGAGCAGGGGCGGAGGCGCCCGGCAGCAGCAGCAGCGCAGGAUGGCGGAGCCGCCAGCCGCCCCCGGGUCGGAGGGCGAGGAGGGUCCGGUCCGCUUCGCCCGAAAGGGGGCCCUGAGGCAGAAGAACGUGCACGAGGUGAAGAACCACAAGUUCACGGCCCGGUUCUUCAAGCAGCCCACCUUCUGCAGCCACUGCACCGACUUCAUCUGGGGGUUUGGGAAGCAAGGGUUCCAGUGUCAAGUUUGCUGCUUCGUUGUACACAAGCGGUGCCAUGAAUUUGUUACUUUCUCCUGCCCGGGUGCUGAUAAAGGUCCUGCUUCUGAUGAUCCAAGGAGCAAGCACAAAUUUAAAAUCCACACGUACUCCAGUCCCACCUUCUGUGACCACUGUGGCUCAUUACUCUAUGGACUCAUUCACCAAGGGAUGAAAUGUGACACCUGUAUGAUGAAUGUCCACAAACGCUGUGUGAUGAACGUCCCGAGCCUAUGUGGAACGGACCACACUGAGCGCAGGGGACGGAUAUACAUCAAGGCGGAUAUAGAAAAAGAAGUUCUCACCGUUGUAGUAAGAGAUGCCAGAAACCUAGUUCCUAUGGACCCUAAUGGCUUGUCAGACCCUUAUGUGAAACUUAAACUAAUCCCCGACCCGAAAAGUGAAAGCAAACAGAAGACCAAAACUAUAAAGUGCUCUCUGAAUCCUGAGUGGAAUGAGACUUUUAAAUUUCAGCUGAAAGAGUCGGACAAAGACAGACGGUUGUCAGUGGAGAUUUGGGACUGGGAUCUGACCAGCAGAAAUGAUUUCAUGGGGUCUUUGUCGUUUGGGAUUUCUGAGCUGCAGAAAGCAGGUGUUGAUGGAUGGUUUAAACUGCUGAGCCAGGAGGAGGGGGAAUACUUCAACGUCCCGGUUCCCCCCGAGGGAGAAGAAGGAAACGAGGAACUCAGGCAGAAAUUUGAGAGAGCCAGGAUUGGUCCAGGUGCCAAGGCAGCCGAGGAGAGGAUGACGCAUGCGAUUUCCAAAUUUGACAACAAUGGAAACAGAGAUCGGAUGAAACUGUCAGAUUUUAAUUUCCUCAUGGUGCUGGGGAAAGGAAGCUUUGGAAAGGUCAUGCUCUCGGAAAGAAAAGGCACCGAUGAGCUCUAUGCAGUUAAGAUCCUGAAGAAGGACGUCGUUAUUCAGGACGACGACGUGGAGUGCACGAUGGUUGAGAAGCGAGUGCUGGCUCUGGCUGGGAAGCCUCCGUUCCUAACACAGCUUCACUCCUGCUUUCAAACGAUGGAUCGCUUAUAUUUUGUGAUGGAAUACGUGAAUGGCGGGGACUUAAUGUAUCAGAUUCAACAGGUUGGCAGGUUUAAAGAGCCCCAUGCUGUAUUCUAUGCAGCAGAAAUUGCUAUUGGCCUAUUCUUCCUACAAAGCAAAGGCAUCAUUUAUCGAGACCUAAAGCUAGACAACGUGAUGCUGGAUAACGAGGGGCACAUAAAGAUCGCGGACUUCGGCAUGUGUAAGGAGAACAUCUGGGACGGAGCAACUACCAAGACCUUUUGCGGCACUCCUGACUACAUUGCGCCCGAGAUAAUUGCUUAUCAGCCCUAUGGGAAGUCGGUGGAUUGGUGGGCAUUUGGAGUUCUGCUCUAUGAAAUGUUAGCUGGCCAGGCGCCCUUUGAAGGGGAAGAUGAAGAUGAACUUUUCCAGUCCAUUAUGGAGCACAACGUAGCCUACCCCAAAUCCAUGUCCAAGGAGGCUGUGGCAAUCUGCAAAGGGCUAAUGACCAAGCACCCUGGCAAACGCCUGGGAUGUGGCCCAGAAGGGGAGCGGGACAUCAAGGAACACGCCUUCUUCCGAUAUAUCGACUGGGAGAAACUCGAGCGCAAAGAGGUUCAACCUCCGUUCAAGCCAAAGGCUAAAGACAAACGAGACACUUCCAACUUCGACAAAGAGUUCACCAGGCAGCCUGUGGAACUCACACCUACUGACAAACUCUUCAUCAUGAACUUGGAUCAGACUGAGUUUGCUGGAUUCUCCUAUACUAAUCCAGAAUUUGUCAUUAAUGUUUAGACAAGAUGCAAAUGCCACCUCUUGUGCUUGCAAUCUAAACCUUCAGAUCGCCUUGUAAAUAUCAACACUAGUCUUCCGGGAUUAACGGUGCAUACAUGUAUUCAUACCCUUAUUCGAAAUGUGGAGAUAACUUAUUUUAGGAGGCCUUUAUAUGUAUGUGUCACUUGCUAGCGUGGUUCCUACAUCUGGAAAUAUUUAGUUUGUGAGGUAACAGCAAGAGGUAAUACUUCUAGACACUACCAAUAAUGGUAACCAAUAGAAUUUUUAAACAGGUCUGAAUAUUGUCUCUAAAUACCAAAUUGCUACAGUCUUUGUAAUUUUUAAAAUCAGAUACUGAGAUUCUGGUAAACUUUUAAUUAUUCAAAAAUUGUUUCCUUGGAAUGCUAAGCAUGGUUGUUGUUUUAAACUGUUGUGCUGCAGCUUGCAAUGACUGUGAAGUUGUCUUAGAAGCGCCUUUUUUUCAAGAAUUGGAAGUGAAAUCUGAUCAGUGUGAAGAAGUCUGCGUAUAGACAUAUUUUAUUUUUAAUGCAUUGUAUAUACAGUCAAACUGGCUCAGUGAAGCUGUCUUCCUCUUUAGCCUACUGUAAAAGUGUGCAUUUCAAUACAAUAAUCAUUUUGUUCCUAUUACUCAGGCAUAACACUACAAAAUGAAUUUUAUUCCAGUUCUAGGAAAUCAGAACACGUGUUUUUCCUAAGUAAAAGGUGGGAUUUUUUUUAAACAUCUGGAACAGUUUGCAGUUUUGAUAUACUAUGACAACACUCUUAUAAAUCUUUCUCUUGUUUUUUUCACAGACACUGUUGAAAGUUAACAGCUCUGUAAAGGAUAUUAAUAUUCUACCAAAACACACACAUUUGCAAGCUCAGUUUACAGUUUAGCAACUGAAAAUAUGCCCAUUAGGAGAGGGCACUAUUGAGGGCUAUUUCUAAAGGUAACUUUUUUAUAGUAUACACCCUUUGCUAUUAUCUAGAUGCGCAAUGUACCGGUAAUUAAUUUUCCACAUGCCCCGGUUUACAUAGUUUUACUCCAAAGUUCUGUUUUCAAGGUUUUAUUUAGUAACCCAGGACCAGAUGUAUCAUUUUAGAAAUUCUAAAUUUUACAAAAAUAUUCCAGCUGAUAUUUUUAAUAAAUAAUUACAAGAUGCAUGUAGCAAGGUGCCAUAUGGAAGAGCAAAGCCAGACGAGGUCAACUGCUAGUCCUUCAUCUGGCUAGCUAUUCUUACUCUUUCUUUAGGCACAAAUACAAGAAUUAAGUGUGUACAUUUGGAAACACUGAUUGUUAGUCUUGUCUCGCUGUAUGCGAGUUGGGUUGGUUUCCAAUAAUUUUUUGUUUUUAAACAGUACCAAUUUUAAUGUAAAUACACAUUUAUUCAUGAAUAUAGUGAAAAGUAGAGGUGGAAAUCUUAUGAGUUAUAUGGAAUCCUAUAGAGAAAAUAGUGGUUUGUAGGUCUUUUAUAAACCUCAAACUUUGCCUUUUGAAUAUUUUUUUAAAAAGGAUUUAAGGGAAAAAAGCUGCUAAACACUAGGAAAAAAUGUUUUUAGCUCAUCCAUGGGCCAUGAAGUGUCCAAACAACCUUGGAUUACUCUGUUCCAUUCCUGAAUUUAAUGGAGGCCAGACGUGCUCCUUCUUUGGAGCAUGGUGUAUUCUUGGUCUCCUUGAGCAUGCAAUGAUCUGUAUUUGAGGAGGCAAAAUUUAAAAAAAAAAAAUUAAAACUGCAAAUUGUGCCAGAUCAGUUAGGAGGUACAUGGGGAACUUUGCAUCAUGCCACGACCAGGGAAGAUUUGGUUUGAAUUUAUGAUGAGAGUUCUCAUAACUCCACCAUAUAUUGCAGAAGAUUCCUUAGUUUCUUCUGCAGAUCACAGCUGACUUGAAGCAAGUGUGUUACUGUAACUGUCAAAUAUAUUGCUACAAAUUUAGUAUUACUUAAAUGGUGAAUGUUUUUUAAUUUGUCUCUCUUGUAUUUUAAAAUUUUAAUACCCUGCUGCAUCCUGUUUGAUCAUGGAAUAUCGUGAUUUACUUUAUGGCAAGGAAGGUACCAUGGUAACUUUACCAUAUGCAAUUUUUUUACAUGCAGCCUAGAGAAGGGGCUUUUGUUUUAGAUAUUUCUGUAUGUUUGAGUGACAAUUCUGCAUGGAGUGAGAUUUGCUUAAAAGCUAAAGAACAUAGUCACCUUCUACCACAAGAACUUCCUCCAUCCUCCAUCCUACAAACAGUUACACAUGGGCUUAACUGUGCUCAUGGGAGUAGUCUGGGAUUGCGCACACGGGUAAAGCUAAGCACAUGUAUCAGUGACUGCAAGACCAGCACCUAAGCUCCCAGUCCUUGACCCCCCCUUAGGCAAGGCCUGAUCCAGAGUCCAGUGAAGUCCAUGCAUAAAGCUACUCAUCCGCUUCGUGGUCUGCAGGACCAGGCCUUUGCGUUUGUUCAUCCAGGCGCUGCCUGUCCUGCCACUGCCCAAAGAUUUUUUUCCAAGGUUUGUUUUCAGACUGUUUUAUGGACACAUGUGAAAUGGAAAAAUCUGCCCAGCAGCUGACACGCAGAUUUGUAAGGAUGCUGCCAUGGAAGGACAAAGUGACAAGCCUUGACAUGCUUGACUCUGCUUGCUGCAGUUUGCUGACUGAAGCUUUAUGGAAGAUGGAAAAAGAACCAGCACUUUGGGAGGAUCUUAACCACCGAGAGACUUCAGACAAGCCCUGCCAGUACUCGUGUGUGCUGCGGUCUGAAUAACACUGUGUAAAAAUGACAGCUGGACAGGCCGCCCCCCCUGGAAUGCACGUUGGCAUGGCUCCGUCAGAGACCAAGAGUGCAGGCUGGAGGGAGGCGUGGAAAGAGAAGAGUCUAGAAAUAUGAUGGCAGGGAUGCUCAAAGGGGAGUCCCAUGAGCCUGAGACUAAAAAAGAGGAGGACUCCACACUGGAGAGCAGGGAGCUCCUGACAGGUCACUCAGCCAGAGGAAUAAUUCUCCAGGGGAAUUUACUAUAGUGAAGGAAGAUCCCCUUCCACCUCUGUAAGUGUCUACACGACUAACUGUGCUACAGCAGCACACCUGGGCCACUGCUGCCUUUCUAGUGUAGACGUCAGAGGGUUAGAUUUCAUAUGUAGAACAGUCUAGCAGAGGCAGGGCUGAAUUAAGUGUCACCAUGAUGAUCAGAGAGCCUGAUUCUGGUCUCUCACUGGAUUUACACUGGUGAUUUCAUUGGUGCCACCCCUGAUUUACCCCAGGGUAAUUUACCUCCUGUGGCUCUCCAGGAGGCAGCCUGGUGAUGUCAGGAUUGGGUGCACUGCCCUCUUUAGAGAGAGUGCUGUGUCAUCGCUGCUUCUGGACGGGGAGCAGGAAGUGCUCCGAGAGAGACGUGUCUAAAGCUGGCAGCCAGGCUGAGCAGACUGUUGGGUGAGCUGCUCCUGUGCUCAAAGGCUGAUGUCCUUCUGAACCCCAAGAUUACUGUAAAGGAGGUGAGCCCUCACUCCUCUGCCUAUGCAUGGAAUCCGUCCCCUUGAACAUCGCGGGCACAGGGGCAUCCAGGGAACUCAGGUGGUUUCGCUAUUUUCUGUUUGCCCCUUAUGUUGGUCUAUGGCCCAUGGGUCAGCGUCUGUGUAAAUCAGGCCCCUAAGAGGCAUUACCCAGAACUGUCCCAAAAUGGAGCCUUGAGCAGGUCAUGCAUUCAGCAUUGUGUUUAGCGGGUGUCUCCCUGGGGUUGUUGGGUAGUUGGAUGCAAAGUAGAACAUAUGCAGAUUGAGCUCAGGUACAGCAGCUGUUGAGGCAGGGCUCAUAGGCUAGUGGCAAAGGCAGAGGUGAAGCUGCUUUGCUUUUUCAAGCUUCAUUUCCCAACGUUCAUAUUUACAUCAGAGCAAAGAUUUCACCAGCCCUGAUGCUAUUUAGUUUGUUUUUAGAAAAACAGCGGAGAAGUAAAACCGCCUCUCUCUGCUUUUUAACAUUUGUCUCGUUUAAACUGCCACUGCAGUGGGUUUGCUUCCAAGAGGCCAGGGUCCCGAGUCUCUCACUCGAGGGGAGAAAUCGGGAUGUUCAGGAUUUAAUUCACUUUGAUUUGUAAGUGUAGAAUCUCAACUGGGCUCGGGAGCCCUGCUCUGAUCGGUGGCAUGUUGGAUUGAUGCCAAUAGUAGGCAUGUCAGUGAGCGGGUUUCAAGCAUGCCUGUGUUUUGCUGCAGGAGUUUCCAGUGUUGUGCGUAUACUGCUGAUGUGCGGGGCAGUUAGCGCUAGCCAUAAACAUGCUGCUUCCCCCUCUGCUAUUUGUGCCAAUGUUUGUUUGGUUUUGUUGUAAUGUGCCUGGCUUAGGCACAGGGACAAUCUGUUUUAAAAAGACAAAAAAGGACCUGGCACCAAAAUCCAGGUUAAGACCCUCCCAUCCCACCAAACUUUUCCCUCUGUUGGGCUCAGUCUCUCCCCAUGAGAUACGGGUUUAUGGCCAGGACCCUCCAUGAUCUCAAGGGGACUGAGUCAGGUGGAGGAGCGUUUUACAUCAGGAUUCUCAUUUCCUCUCUCUGAUCACCCCCGCCCCAGUACAUGGCCUCACAGCGAACGUACAGCCCUGGGGGCAGACUGAGAUCCCCCAUCUCCCUGCCAUAUGCAAAGCUCCUCUGAUAGGAAAAUGGUGCAGGGGUUACCCCUGGUGCUCACUGGAGAGACCAGGGUUCGAGUCCAUGCGCCACCACAGAUUGCAACCAGGUGUGGAUUUUUACAAAGUGAUUUGUAUCACCAGACACACAGGGCAUGAUUCUCCCUUGCACAUGCCUUUUGCAUCAUCCUUUACACCUGUGCAAUUUAGAUGUGAAUACUGCCGGCUCAGAAAUGGUGCUUACCCACAGCACACAGGUGUAAACGUAUACGUACAGCACCAUGCAGAGGAGAACUGAGCACUCUGUGAGGGCCUUAAUCUGCCACCUAAACCAAGCCCCUUCCACUUCCUUAGCUUCAGAGCUCAGCCUUGUCUGCACACAGAAAUGCCACCGAUCUAACCCAAAUUGUUUUUUAAAGUUACACCAGGGUACUGGGUGUAAGUGUAGCACCUUUUGGUUUACGUUACACCUGUUCCUAAUCCAUUUAAGCUCAUUCGUUAGAAGCCACUCUUAGAGCAUCCACACAGCCUUUUGCACAGGUUUAACUCAAUCGAAUUUAAAUUCCAUCUUUAAACCAAUGCAGCUUUGUGUGUCACCAGAUUCGUAGCCAGGGAUGAGAUCUCAAAGGGGGUGUCAUCAUCAUCAUCAUUCAUGCCCGUCACCCCAGUCGGGAUAUGGGCCGCCAACAACAGAUCUCCAGAGUCCUCUAUCCUGGGCCGUAAAUAUUCCCUGAUGAGCAUGUUGAGCCCAGGAACUCCGGUGGAAACGGGAUCAAUGUGAUAAUGGCUUUUAGCAGGAUAGAUACCGUGCAAAUGACUGGGCUCAUGUUGUUUAAGCUUCUAGAAUUACCUCAAGCAAACAAAUGCUGCAGCUUCUCUGCUUCUGCAGUAGCAGUUGUGCCCUUGAGCUUGUAAUUGGUGGGAGAAACCCCAAGCAACAUGCUCCAUGCAUGGAAAUGUCCUCACAAUUCCAAGUUGGUUCUUUUUAGGAUCAGGUUCCAAGUGGCAAUUAAAACAACCAACCACAAAAUUGAAAACUGCCUUUGUUAAUCAGUUUGUGUUUGAAUUUAAUUUCACCUGCAAGUAUUUGACAAGUUUUCUACACCAUGUAAUACCUGCUGUGUGUUUGUCAAAGGAUUCUCCUAAAUACCUACUUUUAGAUGGACAUAUAACCUUUAUUCUAUU